AGGAGCCGGGUGGGUUUGACACACCUGCUUUUGAAGUUUGCUUUUCGUAUCGCACUUUGCACAGUAGGCUAUUCCUUAGGGAUCCGUAGAUAAACGUUGUUUCUGACUUUUUCUUGGGCGUUCAAGUUGUUUUACUUUGAUCGUCGUGAGCCACUUGAAUAUGACACACGGUUAGAGCUCUCCAUUAGGCUCAAGUAGGAUACAAGCAUACCAACCUUUCGGGAAUUUUGCAAAGGACUGGUGGUGUAUGUUUACAUGUCGAGAAGUGGUGGGAAGUGGUUUCAUGUGGCCUUUACGCAUGACGUCACCUUUGGGUGGGCAAAUCAUCCAUACCGUUGAUUAUUUCUACACUACGGCAAGAAAUUGAACUUGGAAAAGCUAACAAUGUGAGAUAGUAUGAGGCAUUCAGUCUCGCCUUUGGAUUGAUCUCCGGGUUGAAGGCUUCCCAGCUACUGGUUUCGAAGGACCACUUCUUGCUACAAAGUUGCUCGGCGCAGCGCCCACGUUCCUUCCUUCGUGCGUUUCUUCCAAUUUCACCCAACUGCUCGCGGUUUGAGCAUGGCAGGAGAAACUAAAAGCUGGUACUGUUUGGAAGAAUGAAGAAUUGUGAAUAGGCCAAACGUCGGUUUGCUCCGUUUGCCAGUCACCAUUUGGAUCGCAUGGGAAUGGAGAGCAGGGACAAGGAGGCUGACAAUGAAAUCGUGGAGGUCCUGCCGCAGGCGCAGCAGCAACCCCACUCGGCACAAAAGUCCAAAAACGGCGACGUGGUUCUGGUUAUCAAUCACGAACGAGUCCAUGCACCCCUCAGCGUUGUAUUUGCCACGCUGCUGUAUUUCGCCGAGAUAGUAUGUGCGUCUUUUUUGGCCAAGCGAUAUUAUGGAACUGGUGACACCAUUUGGAUGGGCUUGACUAUUGGCUUCGUGGUGGUACCAGCCGUGCUGAUCCAGCUGACGCUGACGUUCAUCCACAGGGACUUGGGGAUGGACAGGCCCCUGGUCUUGUUCAUGCACAUGCUCAUGCUGGGACCACUCAUAAGGUGUGUGGAGGCGCUGGUGACGUACUGCCGCGCGGGGCGUCGGGAGGAGCCCUACGUGACCAUCAGCCGCAAGAUGAAGCUCAAGAAGGGGCAAGGCCUGCCCAUGGAGUGGGAGAUCGGCCACUCGGAGCGGCGGCUGGCCACGCACCGCAACGCCUUCAAGCGCACCGCCAUCAUCCAGGCCUUCCUUGGCUCCACCCCCCAGCUCACUCUCCAGCUCUACGCCACUAUCCAGGAGAAGUACUUCCUGCUGGAUGUCAGGCUAAGUCUGAUGGCCAUCUCCCUGGUGUCCAUGACUUAUGGUGCGUUGGUGUGCAGUGUGCUGGCCAUCAACAUCAAGUAUGACGAGUACAAGGUGCGUGUGAAGCUGUGUGCCUACCUGUGCAUGGUGCUGUGGAGAGGCCUGGAGAUAGCCACCCGUAUCGUGGCUCUGGUGCUGUUCAGCACGGCCCUCACCGUCUAUGUCAUCCCCGUGGGCUUGGCCAACCUGCUCUUCUUCUUCUUCCAGCCAUGGGUGGAGUUCUGGAUGCGGAAAGGCUCCCUCCCCGAGAACGUGGAGAAGAACCUUAGCAAGCUGGGCACGGUGGUGGUGCUGUGUGCCGUCACGCUCCUGUACGCCUGCAUCAACGUCUUCUGCUGGUCUGCCGUGCAGCUGAACCUGGCCGACCACGACCUGAUCGAGAAGCAGCCACGCUGGAGCCGUGUGGCCCUCUACUACUCGGCGCGCUUCGCUGAGAACAUCGGGCUGAUCAUUCUCUGGUACCUUUACAAGAGGGACUUCUAUGAGUAUGUGUGCACGCCGCUGCUGGUGGUGCAGCUGGUGGUGUGCUAUGGCCUGGCCAUCUUCUUCAUGCUGCUCUUCUACCAGUUCUUCCACCCGUGCCGCAAGCUGUUCCACCACAAUGUGGAGGACUAUCUCAAGUGCGUCUGCUGCAGGAGUCAGCCCAAGGUCCUGGAGAACGACUACGAGAAGGAGAAAGGCACGAGGGAUGAGGAAUCGGGCCGUGGGGGAGGACGCUCCAAAGAACCCUCACCAGAACCUUUACUUGGGUCCUCCUCAAAAGAUCAGGAAUCGGAACAUGGAGGAGGACACUCCAGAGAACCCUCGCCGGAACCUUUACUACGAUUUUCAAAAGACCCCUCACCAGAGCCCUCACUUGGACCCUCAAAAGACCAGGAGGAGCAGCCCUCAGGGGUGGAGGUGGAGUCAGAUGGCGCUCCCCAUGCUAACUCCUCAACCAAUCACCUAGUAGAACGGGAGACCGAUAUCACAGACGAUCUUUUGAACACAGGUGAUAAUGACAUAGGUGCUCAUCAUGACAUGGUGACUGUGGCAUCUUGAGCCAAGCCCCAGAGAACUUUCUCCUUGUGGCCUCACUGUAGUUAGCACAGAUCCCACAGAGCCUUGUUUACUAAAGGGACAAUACCCACUCAAAGACUGUGAGAACUUUGGUUUUGAACGAUGGAGAAGGUACACUGCUGCCACCUUCUGGGUACUUGAAGGAAUAGCAGGUUGCCCUCAGGAAUACCAGAGUGGUGGCAGAAAAAAUUGCAUUGCUUGAUGUUUUGUGCAAAGAAAAAACACUGAAUUAAGGUGAUCUGUUUGUGAAUGCCUUAUACACUAACCAUAUGUCUUGUUGAUGUUGCUGCCUGUGAUAUGUGUGCGAUGUGUGCCUUUCCACAUCUGGAAGAAAAUCAUGACAUCAGGUGCACACAGUCCGCUGACAGCCGUUCCACCGGGAAAUCCAUGAAUGCUGUGGACAUUCAGAUGCACAAAGGUGCCUUUCAUGAAAUAGCGCUUUAGUGUCUGCCUCCUUUUGUCCAGGUGUGUGGGAAAACAGCCAAAAGCGGCCUUUAUGGGAGGGAUUUAACCUAGUCAUGUGGGGCUGUUCCCUCUGACCCCCUCCCUGUACAUCACUGUAGGCCUACCACUGGACAAGCCAUAUGCCUCAUGGAGGGCUAUAGUAUUCUGUGCAGUGUAAAAACACAUUGAAGUUCAGAUUUUAACACUGCCACUUGGGAGGAUGGUAGUUCAACACUGUGUCAGCUGAAGUUAAGAAUGGGAAAAGUGCAGUUAAGACAGGGGUGGGGAAUUAAGCUUGAAAUGCAUGUUUACAAUUAAGUUUGGUCGGAAAAUUGCCAUAUUUUUAAUGUAUAAUGUAAUCACGGGUUUGAAUGCAAAAUUUGUUUUGUAGUUAUGUGUAUAUAUGCCCUGUGUGACAAUAAUGUGUUGGUGUGAACCAAAUGAAUGGUGUUUGAUGUAAAUAUUUGUAAGGAUUCACACUGAAUUGAUUUUUGUUAUUUUGGAAGUGCCUUGAAACUGCUUUAACGUGCUAUGCUAUGAAUAAAUCAAUGAAUAAAUAAUAAAACAAUAAAUA
Engraulis encrasicolus (European anchovy) is the source of this 3414-nucleotide messenger RNA. RefSeq names its product XK related X-linked (gene xkrx). NCBI's taxonomy places the organism in Eukaryota, Metazoa, Chordata, Actinopteri, Clupeiformes, Engraulidae. The transcript is spliced from 5 exons. Gene Ontology annotation, cellular component: membrane. The record is from RefSeq and is a predicted model, not a curated record. Bases 660 to 2378 code for a protein of 572 amino acids.